AUGAUCCUCUCGCGAUUCCGCUCCGGCAAGCUACCCAAGCCCUUCAAGAUCCUUCCCACCCUCCCUCAAUGGGACACUCUCCUCUCCAUCACCCGCCCUGACUCCUGGACACCCAACGCAACCUACGAAGCCACCCGCCUCUUCACCUCCUCCCGCCCGGCCGUCGCCCAAGCCUUCAUCCACGACAUCCUCCUCGACCGCGUCCGCGACGACAUCCGCGAGACCAAGAAACUAAACGUCCACCUCUACAAAGCACUCAAAAAGUCCCUCUACAAGCCCGCCUGUUUCUUCAAGGGUCUCCUGUUCCCUCUCCUCGCUUCCGGCACCUGCACACUCCGCGAAGCCCACAUCAUCAGUUCCGUGCUCGUGCGCGUCAGCAUCCCCGUCCUGCACUCUGCAGCAGCCAUCCACCGCCUCUGCGAAAUCGCCGCCGAGCAAAUGACCGACAACCUCGAAGCCGGCGGCGCCACAAACAUCUUCAUCCGCGUCUUGCUCGAGAAGAAGUACGCUCUGCCCUACAAAGUCGUGGAUGCGCUCGUGUUCCACUUUNUGCGUUUCCGCGCUGUCGAUCAGGAUGCCAUGACUGAUGCUCCUGCGACCAUCAAGAGUGGAGAAAAGCUGCCUGUGCUGUGGCAUCAGUGUUUCCUUGCUUUUGCGCAGAGGUACAGGAACGAUAUCACCGAGGAUCAGAGAGAGGCGCUUUUGGACUUGUUGCUCGUCAAGGGCCACAAGGCCAUCGGACCUGAGAUCAGAAGAGAGUUGUUGCAGGGCAGAGGUAGAGGUGUGUUGGCUCCAGAGGUGGCCAUGGCUGGUGUGGACGGCGAUGAUACUAUGGUUGAUAUCCAGUAG
This is a messenger RNA of Aureobasidium musti, 849 nucleotides long. NCBI's taxonomy places the organism in Eukaryota, Fungi, Ascomycota, Dothideomycetes, Dothideales, Saccotheciaceae. The record is from the annotation of a GenBank genome assembly.